This is a messenger RNA of Plasmodium falciparum 3D7, 3762 nucleotides long. RefSeq names its product putative nucleoporin NUP116/NSP116 (gene NUP116). Gene Ontology annotation, molecular function: single-stranded DNA binding. The record is from RefSeq and is a predicted model, not a curated record. NCBI's taxonomy places the organism in Eukaryota, Apicomplexa, Aconoidasida, Haemosporida, Plasmodiidae. Gene Ontology annotation, cellular component: nucleus. Gene Ontology annotation, biological process: DNA replication initiation.
AUGUCUAGAAAACUGUCUAAUGUUAUUACCAGUAAUAAAGGUAAUUCUAUGGAAUUAUUUGUAAAUGUUUUAAAUUGGGCAAUACCUAAAACAGAAGUAAAUGAAAUGCUGAAGAAAUAUAAUGUUGUUUCUUUGGAAUGUUUUGUGAAAAAUUACCGGAUAUAUAAGGCAGAUAAGAUGAGAAAUAUACUUAGUGCUGUUGUAGGUAUUGUUGUGAAGAAACAUUUUAAAUGUGUUAUUCUUAAGAAAUCAUAUUUCUUACAAUGGGAUAUUUCAGAUUUUAUGGGCAAUGUUGUUUCUGUAUAUGUUAAUAUAAAUAAACAUACGAAUAUUGAAUUUAUAGAAGAAGGAAAUUUGGUAAUUUUAGUUAAUCCAGAUAUUCAUAGAAGAAAUGAAUAUUCUGGAGACGAAUCUAUAGAUUUCUACAAUUUACACGACAUUAUAAAUGUUGGUAAAGUUGCUUAUAUGCAUAAAUGUAAGGCAAGAAAUAUAUAUAAUGAUACAUGUCCUUAUUUAUUGUAUGUACCUAGACAAGGAUACUUUUGUUCUCAUCAUAUUGGUUCUCAAAGUAGAUCUCAAUCUUAUUCAGCCGAUGAAGGGAAAAAUUGUUUAGUGUUUGAGUUCCCUAUUAUUCAUAACACAGAAGAAGAUAGCACAGAAGAAGAUAACACAGAAGAACAAAACAAAAGAAGACAUAACGCAAAAGAAGAUAACACACAAAAAUUCUCACAUUCUACCCACAAAUUACAUGCAAAUUCUUUAAUCAAACCUAUUCCUUGCAAAAAAACCAAUUUUAAGAAUUCCAAUCAUCUAGAUAAUGAUAUGUUAUCUGAAUAUAAUUUAAAUGCUAACUAUGAUUCUACAUCUGAUAGUAUUCAUUUCUAUGAAUCAUUAAGUGAACGAAAUGAUACCAAUUUCUUAAGUUCAUCCAAAGAAAAAUCAAAACAAAAUCCACUACAACUAUCACGUGAAACAGUUAGAGUGCAAAAACCAUUCGAAGGAAAAAAUGAAAUAAAUAAACCAUCGGAUGAAUUUUGUUAUGUACACCAAUCAUUAUAUGAAUUAAACAAACUUCGUAAUCGAUCAGAUCAGGCAUAUAUAGCACAUAAUACGUCAAGUAGAAAAUUUGGAGCACAAAACAUGUCAGGUGGAACAUAUCAAGCACAAAACACGUCGGGUGGAAUGUAUGAAGCACAAAACACGUCAGGUGGAAUAUAUGGAGCUCAGAAUACGUUACGUGAAACAUAUGGAGCUCAGAACACGUCAGGUGGAAUAUAUCAAGCACAAAACACAUCGGGUGGAAUGUAUGAAGCACAAAACACGUCAGGUGGAAUAUAUGGAGCUCAGAAUACGUUACGUGAAACAUAUGGAGCUCAGAACACGUCAGGUGGAAUAUAUGGAGCUCAGAACACGUCAGGUGGAAUAUAUGGAGCUCAGAAUACGUUACGUGAAACAUAUGGAGCUCAGAACACGUCAAGUGGAACAUAUCAACCACAAAACACGUCAAGUGGAACAUAUCAACCACAAAACACGUCAAGUGGAACAUAUCGACCACAAAACACGUCAAGUGGAACAUAUCAACCACAAAACACGUCAAGUGGAGCAUAUCAACCACAAAACACGUCAAGUGGAACAUAUCAACCACAAAACACAUCAAGUGGAACAUAUCAACCACAAAACACGUCAAGUGGAACAUAUCAACCACAAAACACGUCAAGUGGAACAUAUCAACCACAAAACACAUCAAGUGGAACAUAUCAACCACAAAACACGUCAAGUGGAACAUAUCAACCACAAAACACGUCAAGUGGAACAUAUCAACCACAAAACACGUCAAGUGGAACAUAUCAACCACAAAACACAUCAAGUGGAACAUAUCAACCACAAAACACGUCAAGUGGAACAUAUCAACCACAAAACACGUCAAGUGGAAUAUAUGGAACUCAGAACAUGUCAAGUGGAAUAAAUGGAACUAAGAACAUGUCAAGUGGAAUAUAUGGAACUCAGAACAUGUCAAGUGGAAUAUAUGGAGCACAUAAAUCAUGCGACGGAACGAAUAGAAUGUUGAAAAGUUUAAAUAGGGAAAAAAAGGUAGAUAAUUUAUCAUAUAUUAAAAAUAUUUUACAACAACAACUAUUUCCUAAGGAAAAAACAGGUGAAUCGUUAUCCUAUAUGAAUCAAAUACAAAAAUUACCAUUUAAAAGAAGUAGAAUAAUACAUACUUCAGAUGCUAUUAAAGAAAUAGUACAACCACAUCAAAGAAAAAAGCUAGUAGAAAAAAAAGGAUGUGAAAAAAACGAAGUAGAAAAAAAAGGAUGUGAAAAAAACGAAGUAGAAAAAAAAGGAUGUGAAAAAAACGAAGUAGAAAAAAAAGGAUGUGAAAAAAACGAAGUAGAAAAAAAAGGAUGUGAAAAAAACGAAGUAGAAAAAAAAGGAUGUGAAAAUAAAGGAUGUGAAAAUAAAGGAUGUGAAAAAAACGAAGUAGAAAAUAAAGGAUGUGAAAAAAACGAAGUAGAAAAUAAAGGAUGUGAAAAUAAAGGAUGUGAAAAAAAGGAAGUAGAAAAAAAAGGAUGUGAAAAUAAAGGAUGUGAAAAUAAAGGAUGUGAAAAAAACGAAGUAGAAAAAAAAGGAUGUGAAAAUAAAGGAUGUGAAAAAAACGAAGUAGAAAAAAAAGGAUGUGAAAAAAAGGAAGUAGAAAAAAAAGGAUGUGAAAACAAAGGAUGUGAAAAAAAGGAAGUAGAAAAAAAAGGAUGUGAAAAUAAAGGAUGUGAAAAAAACGAAGUAGAAAAAACAUCAUAUGAACAAAAUGAAGUAGAAAAAACAUCAUAUGAACAAAAGGAAAUAUUACAACUUUUACAAAAAUUCAAUAAACUAUUUCAAAAACGAAGUAGCAAAGAUCAUAAGAUGAAAAGAAAAAGAGGAAGAGAAGAAGAUGAUAAUAAAUAUUCAUCUGAUUCAUUUAUAAAAAGAAAAAAAUGUUCAAAAAUGAACCCCCACAAUGCUAGAGAAGGGGGGUGCGGUACAUAUCUAAAAACAGAAGACAAAUAUGGAAAAAUGAAUAUAUUUAUUAAUGGAAAUAAAAUGAACCAAAACAAACAGCUUCUUCCAGAAAAUGAAGAGAGAAAGGUUAAAAAUAUUUUGGAUGAGAACAAAAAAGAAAUAGAUAAAAAAAGUACUAAUUAUGAUGUAUAUAAUGAUCUAAAUAAUUGUGGACAUAAAAAUGUUAUUUGUAUUGAAUGUUUGAAUCGAUAUAGAAGAAAAAAUGAUAGCGCUGAAAAUUCUAAUGAAUGUGGAAAACAUAUAUAUGGAGAAGAAAAAAAAACAGAAGAUAACAUAAAAACUGUAAUAUUAGAUUGUGCAAGAGAAAAUGAUAUAGAAAUAGAUAUGGGAGAAGAAAUUAAAAAUAAUGAAAAAUUCAUUGAUGCAUCAGUUGGAUAUGAGAAUAAAUUAAAUACAAAUGGAAAUGAAGAAAAUACUGAAACACUUUAUUUAAUGAGACCAUUUCAUGCAAUCUUAAAUGAAAUUGAAAAUGCAGAAAAAGAAGGUGAAAAGGGAAUAGAUAAAAUUGUUAUGAAUAUAAAAAAUAUUACAAGAAAUUUCAUAUAUUAUGCAGAUGAUUUCAAGAAUACAAGAAUUAUUAAAAUAUGCGAAAGAUUGAUGUUACACAAAUCUAUGUAUAUAGCAAUAUUAGCUUUAGAUCUUAGAAGAAAAAUAGGAAACUUAAAAGAAAAUCAAGAAGUUGAAACGAAUGUACAAAUAUAA